Oncorhynchus masou masou (cherry salmon) is the source of this 2542-nucleotide messenger RNA. RefSeq names its product carbonic anhydrase 4-like. Lineage: Eukaryota; Metazoa; Chordata; Actinopteri; Salmoniformes; Salmonidae. Gene Ontology annotation, cellular component: plasma membrane. Gene Ontology annotation, biological process: one-carbon metabolic process. The transcript has 8 exons. Gene Ontology annotation, molecular function: carbonate dehydratase activity; zinc ion binding. Bases 107 to 1021 code for a protein of 304 amino acids. The record is from RefSeq and is a predicted model, not a curated record.
GGAGUUGCCUUUUCUAUUGGAACUUUUAUGAACUAGGUGCUCUGCUUAUUGACAUUAUUUGGAACCUAACUUAAUCCGUUUGACCCAACCAAAAACACGAAUCACAAUGAAUUUACUUAUUUCAUUUUUCUUUGCCACCAUUGUGAAUAUUCAAGGGGCAGAUUGGUGCUACCAGUCCCAGGUUACAUGCAGUGGCAACUGCACAGGACCUGAUGGUUGGGCAACGGUUGCUGGGACAUGUGACGGAAGAGCCCAGUCUCCAAUUAACAUUGUGACGAGAAAAACCCUACCAGACGGACGCCUUACACAAUUCACAUUCACUGGGUACCAAGAGGCCUUCCACGGUUUCAUCACAAACAAUGGUCACACUGUUCAAGUGGACCUGCCUGCCACAGCGAAGGUUCAGGGUGGAGAUCUGGCGGUGCCAUACAAGGCAGUACAGCUCCACCUGCACUGGGGCAAAGAUGGAGGCCCUGGAUCAGAGCACACUAUUGAUGGAGAACGAUAUCCCAUGGAGCUGCAUAUUGUUAAUAUAAAAGAGGAAUACAACUCUUUGGCUGAAGCUCUGAAAGACACUGCAGGGGUUGGAGUUCUUGGAUUCUUUUAUGAGGAAUCAAGAAGCUCCAACAAAAAAUAUGACACCAUUGUAAAUGCUCUGAACACUAUCAAACAUCCCAGCUCAAACACUACCCUUAGUGAAGUGUCCCUGGACAUGCUCAUCCCCUCUCAGAGUAAUAUGACCAGCUACUUCCGCUACAAUGGCUCUCUCACCACACCCGCCUGUGUAGAAUCUGUCGUCUGGACAAUGUUCGAAAAUACCAUUCCUCUCAGCAGGCAACAGCUUGCUGCAUUUUCUCAGCUUCAGUUUGCUGAUGGAAAGCCUAUGGUGGGAACCUAUCGCCCAGUCCAGCUAUUGAAUGGUCGCCAGGUGUAUCGCUCUGGAAGUCAAGUUGUCUUAGUCAGUACUCUGCUACUCAUCACCUCUGUGAUAUCAGCCAUUGGACUCCCACUGCCCAACUAAAUACCAGGAUCUUUGGAUUUGGGUAUCAGUGAAUUAGAGAGUGCCUGAUAUUGCCAAAAUCUCAAAUGCUUAUAUUUCGCAUUGCUAUGCAGAUGUUCUCUUUCAAGUUUACUUUACUUGCCAAAUUAUAGUUGAUACAAUUUAUUCAAGGGGGUAAUGUGUUUAAGGACACAGUGUAACGGCGUUCAUCGUUUGUUGAAAGAGAGUCGGACCCGAAAUGCAGCGUGGUGGUUACUCAUGUCUUUAAUGUAAAAGAUAGCGAUACAUGAAAUAACUUAAAUAAAUACAAAACAACAAACGGAACGUGAAAACUAAUUACAGCCUAUCUGGUGAACACUACACAGAGACAGGAACAAUCACCCACGAAAUACAAAGUGAAACCCAGGCUACCUAAAUACGGUUCCCAAUCAGAGACAACGAGAAUCACCUGACUCUGAUUGAGAACCACCUCAGGCAGCCAAGCCUAUGCAACACCCCUACUCAGCCGCAACCCCAAUAACUACAAAACCCCAAUACGAAAUACAACAACAUAAACCCAUGUCACACCCUGGCCUGACCAACUAAUUAACGAAAACACAAAAUACUAAGACCAAGGUGUGACACACAGCAUAAAUAAUGCACCAAGACAUUUAAUAUUUUUAUUGUUAUGUAUAAAAUAAUACUUGAGAGGGCAUUGAUCCAAGCAUUGUUUUGACCCACUUAUUAACUUCUUCAUAUCAUUAUUGUUAAUAUGUAGUUAACUUCAUAAACUUCCUAUUGUUAUUGAACGGCGUGACACACAGCAUAAAUAAUGCACCAAGACAUUUAAUAUUUUUAUUGUUAUGUAUAAAAUAAUACUUGAGAGGGCAUUGAUCCAAGCAUUGUUUUGACCCACUUAUUACCUUCUUCAUAUCAUUAUUGUUAAUAUGUAGUUAACUUCAUAAACUUACUAUUGUUAUUGAACGGUCAAUGUCAUUAUGUGACCUGUGCUUUCCACAGAACCAGCAGCACAACUGGUGAGAAUCAGUAUCAAAGCCCUGGAACUCUGAUCUAUAUUGUCCGGUAACAAACCACAUCCAUGUAUUUUUUAUAUAAAUAAAAUCAAAUUGUAUUGGUCACAUACAUAUGAUUAGCAGAUGUUAUUGUGGGUGUAGCGAAAUGCUUGUGCUGCUAGCUCUGACAGUGCAGUAAUAUCUAACAAAUUACACAACAUAUACCCAAUACACACAAAUCUAAGUAGGAAUUAAGACUAUAUACUUAUAGACGAGGGAUGUCAGAGCGGAAUAGACUGUAGAAUAGUAUAGAGAUGAGUAAUGCAAAAUACAGUAUGUAAACAUUAUCAAGUGAAUGAGAUACUGUAGAAUAGUAUAGAAAAAGUAUAUACAUAUGAGAUGAGUAAUGCCAGAUAUGUAAACAUUAAGUGGCUAAGAUACCGUAGAAUAGUAUAGAAUACAGCAUAUCCAUAAGAGAAGAAUAAUGCCAGAUAUGUAAAUAUUAUUAAAGUGACUAGUGCUCCAUUAUUAAAGUGGCCAGUGAUUUCUA